AUGGUUGAAGAAAUACCAGAUCAAUGCUGGGAAUUAAUCUUCACAUUCCUCAACGACGGCAGCGACGGUGAACACAACCAUCACUACUUGAAGUCUCUCUCCAUUGCCUCAAAAGAGUUUUUCUCCAUCACCAACCGUCUUCGAUUCUCUCUCACUAUCUAUGUUCCAACACACCCUUUUUUGCACCGGCUUUUCAAAAGGUUCGUCAACCUCACAUCCCUCGACCUCACCUGCUUCUGCGGUGACCUUGACGCGCUUCUCUCUCAAAUCUCUUGUUUCCGAUUGAAGCUCACAUCACUAAAUAUCUCCAACCAACCAACCAUUCCCGCAAUUGGGUUACGAGCUUUUUCCAAAAAGAUUACAACUUUGAUAUCUCUUGUUUGUUCCAACAUUGAGUCUAUCUAUGGCACUGACUUGUUUCUCAUUGCCGAAUGUUUCCCUUUGCUCGAAGAACUUGACCUUAGUAAUCCAGGAGAGUUUGCAAAUCAUGUAAACUUCCUUGAUGGUUUAGAUGCUCUUUCAUUAGCACUUUUCAAACUCCGUAAGAUUAAUCUCUCUGGUCAUUGUUAUGUAAACGACUCAUCACUUUUGCACUUGUGUAAGAAUUGUGAGUUUCUUGAACAAGUUAUGAUGAUGAAUUGCUCAUUGUUAACUCACCAUGGCAUUGCUUAUGCAAUCCGCGAGAGACGACAAACUUUGAGGUCUCUAUCCAUUAGAUGGAGAUCAUAUGGAAGCAAUGACAUAAUUAGUUCACACUUUGUUGACUCGUUGGCGAAUUUAAAGGGCUUAACUAGUCUUGAUUUGUCGUCUUCGCGUAUAUCAGAUAAGUUGCUUACCUCAAUUGCAAUGAGAGGUCUUCCUUUGAGAAAACUCGUCCUCCAAAAUUGCACCGGCUAUAGUUAUGUUGGAAUAUUUUCUUUGUUAUCCAAGUGUCAAGGUAUACAACAUUUGGAUCUUCAAAAAGCCGAGUUUCUAAAUGAUCACCAUGUUGUCAAGUUGUCUUUGUUUCUUGGUGGUUUGAUGUCUAUAAAUCUUAGUGAUAGUGGAAAUCUCACAAAUUUAGCCUUGUGUGCACUCGUUGGAAAUUGUUCUUCACUUAGUGAGAUCAGAAUGGAAUACACAACUAUUGGGAAAGAGACCGUAGAGAAUUCUAAUUCUCUCAUGGAUUUUGUCGUAAGCCCUCAAUUAAAAUUUCUCCAUUUGGCUUACAGUUCAUGUCUAAAAGACGAAAGCAUCAAAAUAUUUGCUUCCAUUUUUCCCAAUUUGCAACUGCUUGAUUUGAGCAAUUGCAAAGACAUAUCGGAAGAAGGUAUUUAUCAAAUUUUAAGGAGAUGUCGUAAGCUUAGACAUCUGAACUUAACCUCCUGUUUUGGAGUAAAGGUGCAAGGAAUGAACUUUGAAGUUCCCCAGUUGAAGGUGUUGAACUUGUCAUAUACAAGUAUUGACGAUAAAACACUUUAUGUGAUCUCGAAGAGUUGUUGUGGGCUCUUGCAACUAUUACUCGAAAGUUGUAAGAAUGUCACAAAGAACGGAGUGGAGCACGUGGUUGAGAAUUGCACGCAACUUAGAGAGAUCAAUUUGGGGUAUUGUAAUAACAUUAAUUUUGUUAAUAUUGUUGACAUGGUAUUUUUAAGGCCUUCAUUGAGAAAGAUAACCCUACCGCCUCACUAUCGUUUAAGUGAUGAAGAUAAGGAACUCUUAUCACGUCAUGGAUGCCUUGUCGGCUAG
This is a messenger RNA of Trifolium pratense (red clover), 1728 nucleotides long. RefSeq names its product dynein regulatory complex subunit 6-like. Gene Ontology annotation, biological process: SCF-dependent proteasomal ubiquitin-dependent protein catabolic process. The record is from RefSeq and is a predicted model, not a curated record. Bases 1 to 1728 code for a protein of 575 amino acids. Gene Ontology annotation, cellular component: SCF ubiquitin ligase complex. The transcript has a single exon. NCBI's taxonomy places the organism in Eukaryota, Viridiplantae, Streptophyta, Magnoliopsida, Fabales, Fabaceae.